Messenger RNA from Leucoraja erinaceus (little skate), 8354 nucleotides. It is a transcript of the gene cul9, whose product is annotated as cullin-9. The coding region runs from base 289 to 7902 and encodes 2537 amino acids. NCBI's taxonomy places the organism in Eukaryota, Metazoa, Chordata, Chondrichthyes, Rajiformes, Rajidae. The transcript has 40 exons. Gene Ontology annotation, molecular function: zinc ion binding. The record is from RefSeq and is a predicted model, not a curated record.
GCAUGCGUGUGUGGAACGGGCCGCCGCCAAGAGAGUGACGAAGCGACCGCGGCCGGGAACCGGGAACCGGGCAGAGAGCGGGCACCACCGGGCAACCGGCACCGGGCAGAGAGCGGGCGGCACCGGGCAGAGAGCGGGCGGCACCGGGCAACCGGCACCGGGCAGAGAGCGGGCGGCACCGGGCAGAGAGCGGGCGGCACCGGGCAACCGGCACCGGGCAGAGAGCGGGCGCCACCGGGCAACCGGCACCACAGAGCAGGCUCCGAGCAGCGCCACGGUACUGACGAUAUGGGAGAGCGACGUAGCAAAAACCUUCUGGUCCAGCUGGGGCCCAAAAUGCAGGCAUAUCCUGAAGAGCUGAUCCGACAGCGCCGCUCACCUGAUGGUCUUACAGAGUACCUCAUCCGCUGGAAUGUACUCACUAUAGAUGAUGGUGGAGGUGGAGGCAGCAGGAACAAUGGAGGAAACAGUUCUAGUGACAACAAAACAGACAAUAUUUUAAUGUGGAUGUCAGCUGAAGAUGUGUAUGCCAACUGCCCUACUCUCCUUGGGAAACGGAAACCUGAGAGUCAGAGGGUGAAAGUAGAACAGGAGCCAGUGAAUGUUGACUCGGAUGUCACGUUUGAUGAUGUAGAGUUACUUGACAUGAAGGAAGACGUCAAACAUUUAGUACAAAGAGCAAGGCGGCAGAUGUCUUGCAUAUCUGGGCCAGACUCAUCUCUGAACAUUUCACUCACAAUACAUAUUCUGAGUGCUUACGCUAGUAUCGGUUCACUAGUUGGUGUGUUUAAAGAGACGGGAGCUUUGGAUGUGCUUAUGGAACUACUCUGUAACAAGGAAACGCAGACGCGCAGAAGUGCUGGAAAGAUGCUCCGUGCUCUUGCUUCACAUGAUGCAGGUAGCCGAGCAUACGUGCUUCUUUCCCUGAGUCAGCAGGAUGGGAUUGAGCAGCACAUGGAUUUUGACAACCGCUACACCUUAUUGGAAUUGUUUGCAGAAACCACCUCCUCUGAAGAACAUGGAAUAUCAUUUGAAGGAAUUCAUCUUCCUCAGAUUCCUGGUAAACUCUUAUUUUCUUUGGUAAAACGUUACCUGUGCGUCACCUCAUUGAUGGACAAGUUAAAUAAUAGUGGACAAGAUGCAAGUGGAGAACGGCAGGAAUUUGCUGCUUUGCAUCUUCCUGAGCCCACUCGCCUGUCACGUGAGUUUGAGUUCACCAUGGCAAUGGCAAAUCUGAUCUCUGAGUUAGUUCGUGUCAUGGGCUGGGAUCGGAAUAAGCAACAUGAUCACUGCAUUGGGUCAAUGAGUGAGGCACUACCCAGAAACAUCAAAUCAAUAUUUCAGCCACGGAGCAUGACCACCAAUAGUUUACUGAUACCACAACCUCAGAGAAAAACGGCUACAGCUUACAAAUCACGCUCAAACUUUGCCAGUCGAGGCAGUUAUGUGGAAUAUAUACAGGAACAUUUGAAGGCAGGCAUGUCUGUGAAAAUGCUGGAGGAUUAUGAGCAAGUCAGUUGUGGAGAUGAAGGGGAGUUUAGAUACAGUAAUGAUGGGACCCCCCCAGUGCAGGUUUUCUGGCACCAGUUGAACAGAACGUACUGGGUACAUUGGCACAUGAUUGAGAUCAUUGGGGAUGGAUCCAGUGGGCAUGUGGAAAAAGAAUCGCAGGAGAAAGCUUCAACUCUUGCUGAAAAUCUUAAACUUACAACAGUUGCUCAGACAUUUUUCCAUAAGCCACCUGGUGGGUUAUACUCUCUGCCUUAUCUGUCCGAGGGCAUUUGUGAGGAUUUCUCCACUCUCAAGCGGUCAGAAUGGUGGGAGGUGCUUUUCUUCAUCAAGAAGUUGGAACCAAAACAGCAGCAAGAGGCCGUUGAGAUCAUGAAACAGAAUUUGGAAGAUCUGAUUUCAGAAAUGGAUGAGAGUGCGUUGAUUCAGUUGACUGUACCAGUGGAACUAGCACAGAAGCUUCUUCAUUUCUUGAAUCCAUAUUGCCCAGCAGCCUACCGGAAUGACCUUGAGAGCUCUCAUGUUUAUACCAAACACUACUUGAAGAGGAAAAGGCUGGAUCAGGACCAGCUCUCCAGUACACUGUCAGGCUUUGAGAGUGGCUCCCAAGCUGGCAUUGGUUCAUCUUCUGGACCAUCUGACUCUCAGUCAAAGAAAGCCAAGAAAGAAGUAUCUCCAGUCCUUGCAAACACUGAACAGACUGCAAGCAACGCCAAUGUAGUUCAACAGGUAGAGAUGGGCAGAAUGGAGGAACUGGAAUUGCCAGAUGAUCUUGAUGAGAAACUCAAAGUGUUCAACUGCCCCAAGGUGACUGGACGUAAAACAAAUUUGGAGAAAAUGGGGGAGGUUGUGGACAUCAUGAAGAAAUCAAGUUGCGAUAUAAGUUUGCAGGUGGCAGGGUUUAAAUUCAUUACUAAAAUGUUGGAGGAGGACAAUUCACGAGAGAAACUGCCUCUUAAAGUGGAUUCCAGCCUAAACCAAAGGGAUAAGCUGAUCAAAGUACUGGUGGAAGAACUAACCAAUCUGUCCAAGGAGAAGCCUCUGGUUGUCACGUGCUUGCGGCUACUAUACAUUUUAAUGCAACGCUAUGACUGGAGAGCACUGUUUGCAACCGAGGGGGGCAUCAAGAGUAUUCUAUCCUGCAUGCAAGAGCACCAGGAUUUUGCACUCAUCCAGCAAGCGGCACUGGCAACGCUGAAGAUCCUGACUGGAGCCAGCAAGUAUGACAUGCGCACAAAGAGUGUUCAGCCCCAACUCACUGACUCAGAUGCUCAGAUUAUCCUUGAGAUCUUUGCUAGCAUUGGCUCAGCUUCUAUCCAGGAUUCCCAAGGAUUGCUCAGUGUUAUUCCUGCAGCUGUAACAAAAAUGAUGAACACCUCUGGAUGCUCCUCUGCAGUCCAGGAUGGCUUGCUAAUCGUCAUCAUGCUGGUUUCUAAUCACAAAAGCCUUGCAGAGUUGUUGGUAUCUUGUGACAUUUGCCCACUUUUAUAUGGCUGUAUUGGAAAUGGGAGCAGCUCCACGGGCAGCCAUCAGCAGAUGCUGGCUAUCAUGGCCCUCAGUAACAUUUCUUUGAACCACAAGCUUUCCACCGGAAUUGAGAACAAAGAAUCAAAAGAGGCGUUAAACUUGAAAGAUGCGGAGCUGAAGAUGCUGCUCGUGAGCUUAAAGGAGCAGAGUGGCACCAAAGAGAUCAUUCUAUCAUUGGAGCGUUGGAUCUGUGAUGAGACAACUGGGCUGGAAUCUCAGAUUGCAGAUAUCAUGAAGGAUAAAGAAGCCUUCCAGUCAUUGGUACAGGGGUUGGAUCAUUUUCGUUCUGAGAAGGCUGUGCAGCAGGCUAUCACAAGAAUUCUGAGCAAGUUUUUGGAUAAUUAUCUGGAAGACCUGUUGCCCUGGCAUGAGAGUAUUGAACCAUGCUUGUCAUCCAUGACUGCCUACAGUAAUGAACGAGAGGUGUUGCAGGAUUUUAUAAGGUUUCUACAUAGGCUGGCAACAGUGAACAAGGAUUAUGCUGUAGUUAUGUGUCGGCUUGGGUCAAAGGAAAUACUGUCAAAGGCAUUGGAUAAACACAGUUCAGGUAUACUGUUGGCUACAGAGCUCCGAGACUUAGUCAGUGACUGUGAAAAAUAUGCCAGCCUGUACAAGAAAAUGACCACAAAUAUCCUCGCUGGAUGUAUACAGAUGGUUUUGGGACAAAUUGAAGAUCACAGACGCAGUCAUCAACCAAUCAAUAUCCCUUUCUUUGAUGUAUUCCUGAGGAACCUCUGCCAAGGUCUGUCCGAGCGGCUCAAUGAUAACAGACUGAAUCACGGUUCCAACGUGGAGCUUAAAGAGGACAAAUGUUGGGAGAAAGUGGAAGUGUCCUCCAAUCAUCACAGAGCGAGCAAGCUAACUGACAAGAAUAUAAAAACCUACUGGGAAUCGAAUGGUAGCACAGGGUCCCACUACAUUAACAUAUACAUGCACAAAGGCGUAAUUAUCAGACAGCUCACCUUAGUGGUUGCAAGCGAGGACUCCAGUUACAUGCCAGCUCGUGUGGUGGUUAUGGGUGGGGAUGAUCCCAGUAACAUCAAUACAGAACUAAACACCGUGAAUGUGGUGCCCACUGCUAGCCGUGUGCAACUGCUGGAGAACAUGACUCGGUACUGGGCAAUCGUCCAGAUUCGGAUCAAGCGAUGUCAACAGGGUGGUAUUGAUACUCGAGUUCAUGGAUUUGAAGUUCUGGGACCCAAGCCAACCUUCUGGCCAGUGUUCAAGGAACAGCUUUGCUGUCGAACUUAUCUCUUCUACAUGACAAAGGCGCACACCUGGUGUCAGGAGAUUCAGGAGGAUAGGAUGCAAUUACUGCAGCUUUUCAAUAAGUUAAACAGCGCUUUGCAACACGAGCAAAUGUUUGCUGACCGUUUCCUUCCAGAUGCAGAGGCAGCUGAAGCAUUAGGACGGACCUGUUGGGAGGCCUUGGUCAAUCCAAUUGUGCUGAGUAUCACUGCUUUGGACAACAAUAAUCCUAGCCCAUUAUCCUGGCUUCUGACCGAAUACCUGGAGAACUCCGAGAUUUUGAAACAGGGAAAAGUCGGUGCUGCCAUAUUCAAUUCCAGAGUUCGGCGUCUCUGUCAUCUUUUGGUUCAUGUAGAUACCAGCCGGAUAGAUAUUGAGGAGCUCAAACCAGCCAUUAAACCUGAUGGCAAAAACAAAUCUAAAGACAGCAGUAGCACUUCUACAUCUGCUAAAGGGAUGACAGUGAGCAAGCCCAGCAGCAUCUCUGGCAUAGCGCAGUGUUGGAAUGGAGUAGUACAGCAACAGGUUAAGCGAUUCCUGGAUGGAGCGUGGAACUCCCCUGAUUUUGUUGAGCGGUAUCGGGACAUGUACCUGAAGUUGAAGAAUGCGAUGGAGGAACUGUUUGGGCAGCAGAUGGCUUUUGUAUUAGCAUUGCGCAAGGGCUUCUCAGCCGCUCUUCUCCAGCUGUCCCACCUCACAGCCAUGCAUGUUAGCGAACGGUUUGCACAGUACAUUGAUCAACGCAUUCAAGAAAGUGACGUGGAAACCCUAAACCAUCUGCAGCAAUUCUUGGAGCCAAUGCUGUUCCUUUCAGGUCUCGAACUUGCUAACAUCUUUGAACAUUUCUACAGGUACUAUCUGGCUGAUCGGCUCUUGGCUCAGGGUAAAGUGUGGCUGGAGCAAGCUGUGAUCGAUCACAUUGGGACCUGUUUUCCCAGCAGGUAUCCUCAGCAGAUGUUAAAAAAUCUCAGUGAGUCUGAUGAGCUGCAGCAGGAGUUUCACCUGUACAGGCUGCAGCAGCUCGAUAGGAAAUUAGAGCAUAUGGGUGAUGAAAUGAUGGAAGACCAACCAUUCAUAGCUGAGGAAGAAACAGAUGUGAAAGUCCUGGUGCUUUCUCCACGUUGUUGGACUAUAUCUCCCCUGUGCCAUCAAGGUGAUCCAAAGGCAUUCUUUCCACCAGAGCUCAGCAGUUUCCUUGAGGAGUUUUCUGAUUUUUGUACACAUGGUCAGCGUGUAUAUGGGUUUAGUAGCACAAAGCCUCGCCGGAUACAGUGGACAUGGCUGGGACAUGCUAUCAUAUCCUAUGGAUCACUGACCUUGCACUUGUCAACUCUACAAAUGUACAUCCUGCUGCAGUUUAAUGAACAUGAGGAAGUUUCUGUGGAGACCAUUGUAAAAUCGACUGGCUUAUCCCCAGUUCUGAUCAUACAUGCGUUAGAACCUCUGAUUGGAGAAAAUCAUAUCCUCAUUCAACAGGACAUUGAUCAAGAUCGUCUCAAAGGGGUCUUGAGGCUAAAUGAUGAGGUGUUGGCCAGAGGAUCAGCAAAGAAAGAGCACUACUCACUGCUGCCAGAGCAAACUUAUUUAAAUGUGGACGAAGACGCCGCUGGCACAUUGGAACGCAAGAGGAACAUUAUCUAUUGCGUGAUUAUUCAGAUUAUGAAAUCGGAGAAAGAGCUUCAUAUUGAUAAUCUUGUCUUCAAGGUGAUCGACAAGUGUCAGAACCAGGAAUUGAAUUCAGCGAAUAGAUUACUUCGCUCUAAUUGCAGCAAUAUGGAUGUUCUGUCCUGUAUCAUGCACCUUAUCAACAAGGGUUACAUCAGACGCAACGAGGACAACCCUCACAUUCUGGAGUACGUGCUUGAGGAUCCAACAACCCCACGAAAAGGGCAGGCACAAAUAAUGCUUCGAAAACUUGAUUCAAAGGCCACGGGAAAAAACAGCAAUGAUAAAGAGUAUCUAUCAGUAUUUAGCUUUGACGGAUCACAGUGUGCAGAAGAUGGAGCGCUGGAGACUGUGCUCAUGUCAAUGGGGCGGACCAUGAGCCAAGAGGAGGUGCAGCAAUUGAUAGUCCAGACUGUGCUGCAGGUAGCGGACACACUCAGCAUCUCCACCGAUGUAGCGCAGCAUUUGCUUAUUCACAGCAAGUGGAAUGUUGACUUGCUGGUCCAGCGAUACGCCGAAGAUGAUGAGGUCCUCUUGGUGAUGGCGGGUCUUAAGGUCCGGAACCCACAAACUCCCAGCAGCCCAGUCACCCAGUGCCCUGUUUGUCUAAACCUGCUUGCUAAUGAUAGUGAAUCUGCUCCCACCCUCUGCUGCACCCACUACUGCUGUAAGUCCUGCUGGAGAGAGUAUUUAAUAACCAGGAUUGAACAGAACUUGGUGCAGAAUUGUACGUGUCCAAUCUCUGACUGUCCCGCACAGCCCACCAAUGAGUUUAUCUAUUCUAUCAUAUGCGAUGGUGAGAUUGCAGCCAAGUAUUCAAAAACACUACUGCGUGGCUACGUGGAGUGUUGUUCAAACCUGACAUGGUGCACCAAUCCCCAGGGUUGCGAUCAGAUCCUGUGUAAGGAGGGGAUUGGUAGCAUUGGUACCUGUUCCAAGUGCUGCUGGUCCUCUUGCUUCACUUGUAAUUUCCCUGAGGCUCACUACCCUGCCAGCUGCAGCCACAUGUCACAGUGGAUGGAUGAUGGUGGGUACUACGAGGGAAUGACUGUGGAAGCACAAAGCAAGCAUCUCGCAAAACUCAUCUCCAAACGAUGUCCAAGUUGCCAUGCACAGAUUGAGAAGAAUGAAGGUUGCCUCCAUAUGACGUGUGCCAAGUGUAAUCAUGGAUUUUGCUGGCGGUGUCUAAAGCCAUGGAAACCAACACACAAAGAUUACUACAACUGCUCAGCCAUGGUCAGUAAAGCAGCAAGGCAAGAGAAGCGAUUUCACGAUUAUAACGAGAGAUGCUCCUUUCACCACCAAGCACGGGACUUUGCCAACAAUUUGGAAGCGAAAGUCUCUGCAGUUAUUGAAGCGUUACAAAUGAAAUCAUUGACAUUUGUUAUCGAUGCAUGUAAGAUGCUUGCUCAGGCAAGGAAGGUAUUGGCCUAUUCUUGUGUGUACAGUUACUAUAAUCAGGACGCAGAGAAGAUGGAUAUAAUGGAGCAGCAGACAGAGAAUUUGGAGUUGCACACAAAUGCCCUGCAGAUCCUGCUUGAGGAAACCCUGUUGCAGUGCACGGACCUGGCUUCUUGCAUUCGCCUUCUCAAACCACAACACUUGAACACUGGAUUGGAGUUGAUUCGCAGGAUACAAGAAAGACUGCUUGCUAUCCUCCAGCACUCAACACAGGAUUUCCGAGUGGGGUUUCAGCCAAAACAAGGAGUCGAUCAGAAUGAAGUCCAAGCCAGAGACCAUUCAAACACUGCACCAUCUGAUUGCAUCAAAGAAGCGAAAUCAGACAGCCAAACAGAGGACGAGGAUGAAGAAUACGAAGACGAUGAUGAAUAUGUCGCAGAAUGGCAUGAUACGUAUGAUAAUGAAGAUAUUGACGAAGAUGAUUUUUCAGAUGAAUCUGAGAAUCUGGAAAGAGAUUUCUUUUAUCUGGAAGAUGACGAUGUUUAUGACUAGAGAGUUGAGAUUUAUUUAUAUAUAUUCUGAAUGAGUGGACAAUUUAAGGUAAAAUAAGAAAUGUAACUGAUUAUAGUCGGAUCAAAUUAGCCCGAUGCACUCUGAUAACAGCACCCUCCACUUUUUUGUUGGGCCACCUCUGGUUAACUGGCUACUUAAUUUCUUUUAAAAGCUGAAUUUAUUUUGGAGUUCAGAUUCAAGUUUAAAAAAAAUACAACAAAGGAAAAAUGCUGAGGGAAUUUUUUGUUACAUGUAUUUAACUACACUCCCUGAGAAGGGACUGAAAACCUGCUACUGAGUUGGUUGUGGGAGAUGUACACUAUGUUCAGCAAAGAAACGAAGGGCAUCAAAGCCUGCACGUAGCUGAAAGCUUCCACCGUUUGCAUAAUGUUCUAUCUUUGACAAAUUCCAGUUAUGCGAGUUAUGAAAAUAAAAUACUUCCAAUGUAUAAA